AUGUCGGACAUGUCGCAAGAAGAUGCGGCCAUCAAAAUGCUUUCAACACCAUCCCCUACCGCGUCGAACUCGGCUGGCAGCAGCUCGGCUUCUCGCAGACCUCCUCGCAAGAGCACAUUGACUCAACAACAAAAGAAUCAAAAGAGACAACGGGCUACUCAAGAUCAAUUGAUUACUUUGGAGGUGGAAUUCAACAAGAACCCAACACCUACAGCCACCGUUCGAGAGAGAAUUGCGGAUGACAUUAACAUGACUGAACGUUCCGUUCAAAUUUGGUUUCAAAACAGACGUGCAAAGAUUAAGCUCAUGGCGAAAAAGAGUAUCGAGACUGGAGAGAGUUGCGAAAUUCCAGAAGCUAUGCGCCAAUACCUCGCGAUUCAAGAAAUGGAAUCGGGAAAAUCAUUAGGCGGUAACUUCCUAGGUCGAGGUGGACUUAUGCCUUAUGGUAGUAGUAAUAUGCUUAUGGGUGGAGAUCACGGUCCUCAAGGAAAAGUUGUCAUUCAUCACCUUUCCUGUCGAUCGCUCAGCAUUGGAUCAUGGAGACGCAUUGGUCAAAAUGCUAUGGAUUUGAUCAUCUUCUACUCCCCGGAGAAAUCUACCAUGACAUACUACAUUAACAAUGACCAAGCCGGCUACAAGAUUGAGUACUCAUUCUCAUCGAUCAAGAAUAUCUACCUGGAAAAUGGAGAUAACGAGUCGCGGCCUGGUGGACUAGUCGUUGAGCUCAUUCGUGCGCCAAACUUCUUCAUGGACUCAUCAGGAUCUGGCGGAUUUUACCAAUGUGGUGAUUUCACCGAGGAUCAACAGGCGUCUCAAGUUAUGGUUCAUCAUCUAGGUGGCCAUCCUAAGGUUCUCAGUGGCCAAUUAGCCAAGCUCGUCUCCCUGGAGUCUUUCAUCUCACGCGAUAGCCCAUUCACACAUCAACAGCCAUUGUCUGUAUCGGCACCUGUAUCCCCAAUUGGUCACCGCCCAGCAUCUCAGCCAAACUUCAAUGCGCAAGCCCACGUCGGUAUGUUCCAAGAAACUCAAUGGGGAAUUGGUGUUCAUCCAAGUGCGCGUGGACCUGGUCACAGAAGACAGAGAAGUCGUUCCGUCCCAAUGGCUGUCGACUUCUCCAUGUUCAAUAACCCAAUGCCAUCAUUCCUCAUUCAGCACCCCGGUGAACCUCACCACCAACAGCAUCAUCCAAAUCCCAACAUUUUUGCACCUAUUCCUCAACAACCAAACAACCUUGGACCUCUAGGCCCUAAUCUACGAAUUGAUACCUCGUCAGGCUAUGGAAUGGAUUUCAGACAGUACCCCAUGUCUGCAGCUACGACUACUUCCCCAUCCGAUUAUGCCAGCCCUGGUUUCUAUCCUCAUACAAACGAUAAUGGACCUAUGACAGGACCAAUGCCAACCUCGUCAUCGAUGCCGGCAUCCAGCUUUACACCAUACUCGAUGCCUUAUCUGUCGCCCGAUCCUUCAUCCCUUAUUCCCCCGUCCGUUUCUCCCUUAUCCUUUAUGAGCCACGGGGACCCAGCAAUCGUUGACCAGUCUCCGCCAAUGUCAAUGAUGCACCGAAGCGCAUCUGCCGAUGUUUACAGUAUGCAUAAUGAGUCAGCUAUCUCUGAUGAUGGUACCGGACUCAACGAGAUGUAUCAGAAACACACUCUUAAUAUUCCUAUGCACCCUCACUCCCCAGCUUUCGGUGACCAAUCCGCGGCCGAUAUGGAUAUGAGCAAUCUUGUUCAAUUCCCAGUCGAUCAUGACGGUCUUUCACCCGAACAUAUGCCUCAGUAG
This is a messenger RNA of Sclerotinia borealis F-4128, 1782 nucleotides long. Lineage: Eukaryota; Fungi; Ascomycota; Leotiomycetes; Helotiales; Sclerotiniaceae. The record is from the annotation of a GenBank genome assembly.